Messenger RNA from Haplochromis burtoni (Burton's mouthbrooder), 1260 nucleotides. Its product is annotated as solute carrier family 35 member F2. The record is from RefSeq and is a predicted model, not a curated record. Gene Ontology annotation, biological process: transmembrane transport. Gene Ontology annotation, molecular function: transmembrane transporter activity. Gene Ontology annotation, cellular component: membrane. Lineage: Eukaryota; Metazoa; Chordata; Actinopteri; Cichliformes; Cichlidae. Bases 97 to 1239 code for a protein of 380 amino acids. The transcript has 8 exons.
GAGCUAAAAGCUUAAAGAGAGGACUCACUCCUCCAUCACUGGUGAGACGACACGGUUGCUAAACGGUCCGAGGAUUCGUCCAGGAACGCCAGCGAAAUGAACGAAAGGAGCAGAAUCCUGCUGUGGAUCCGAGAAUUCAACCCCAAACAGGUUUUCACCUGGCAGCUGGCCAAGACGUUGGCUAUGGGUCAGGGGCUGGCGGGCCUCAUCUGUGGCACAGCUAUCACCUCCCAGUUCCUGGCCUCAAACUUUCACGUGAACACGCCCAUGCUGCAGAGUUUCCUGAACUACCUCCUGCUGACUGUCACCUACACCACCAUGCUGCUCUGCAGAACAGGGGAUGGCAAUUUUUUACAGAUUUUGAAGAGACGAUGGUGGAAGUACUUGCUGCUCGGGCUGGUGGACGUGGAAGCAAACUACACUGUGGUUAAAGCGUACCAAUACACCACCAUCACCAGCAUACAGCUGCUGGACUGCUUCGUGAUCCCGGUCCUGAUGGGUCUGAGCUGGUGGAUUCUGAAGGCUCGCUACAGGCUGAUCCACUCUGUCGCCGUCUGCAUCUGUCUGCUCGGAGUGGGGGCCAUGGUGGGAGCCGACCUGCUGGCUGGACGAGACCAGGGCUCCACCUCAAACAUCUUCUUGGGUGAUGGUCUGGUGCUCCUCAGUGCCUCGCUGUAUGCGGUGUCUAACGUGUGUCAGGAGUACACCGUGAAGAACCUGAGCAGGGUGGAGUUCCUGGGCAUGGUCGGCCUUUUUGGCACAAUCAUCAGCACCAUACAGAUGGUGAUCCUGGAGCGUAAUGAAAUUCCUGCCAUCCAGUGGAGCUGGGAAGUUGGACUGCUGUUCGCUGCCUAUGCACUGUGUAUGUAUGCUCUGUACAGCUUCAUGCCUAUAGUGAUAAAGCUAAGCAGCGCCACCUCCGUCAACCUCUCCCUGCUCACCGCUGACCUCUUCGGCCUCUUCUGUGGGAUCUUCCUCUUCCACUACAACUUCUCCGGCCUCUACAUUGUUUCGCUGGUGGUCAUCCUCAUUGGCUUUGUCGCCUUCAACGCUGUUCCGACUCCCACCGCUGCCACAGACUCCAGCCCCUCGUCUUCACCUGCUGCUACCUGCGAGGAAGGCUGCUCUGAAAACCCUGUGGAUGCUCAAGAGCUGCAGCCGACUGAAGACAGGAGGAAGAGGAGCACUUCAGGGCCAGAGCAGAGCUACAGCAGCACAGAGCUCGGCACUAGAAUGUGAUCAGCUGGUUUACAGUCUCCA